Molecule: messenger RNA, 16018 nt
Organism: Hippoglossus stenolepis (Pacific halibut)
Lineage: Eukaryota; Metazoa; Chordata; Actinopteri; Pleuronectiformes; Pleuronectidae
Gene: lyst
Product: lysosomal trafficking regulator
Exons: 53
Coding region: 2188-13908 (3906 amino acids)
Biological process (GO): intracellular protein localization
Cellular component (GO): cytosol; membrane
Molecular function (GO): protein kinase binding
Source: RefSeq, a predicted model, not a curated record
ACACACACACACACACAGAUGAGCUUAUUUAGCCUUUGUGGUAGUCCAUUAUAUCUGCUCUAUCACAUGUGAGUCGUGCUGUAAAGACAGACGUGCUUUCAUUUUUAAAGCUAAUGGCCGCAGAAGAACCCUUUGGGGUUUUGUCUUUCUUGGAAAUAAUGGCUUCCUUCCUCAAUAGUUCUCACAGCUGUGGUGGUUUAUUAUGCUUCAUAGCUUUGUUAGCUGUUCAGCUGAAGAAAUGGUGCUGGUUUGUUCGCAGUUACCAUGGUGAUAACAAUGCUUGGGCUGCAGCAAGCAGGCUCUGCCUUUCUAUUAAUGGUAACUUUUUCUGUCACUUUUGGUUGUGACAACUCCUUUGGGACGACUGCGUUUGCUCGCCACUUGUCGCCUCUGCAGUCGUCAAAGUGUGUGUGUGUGUGUGGGUGUGUUUGUGUGUGUGAUGCAGAGAGAUGGUUAAGUGAGCACAUCUGUACUAUCCAGUUUGCUGAUGCUGUAGCUUUCCCUCCUAAAUGAAUCUGAUGGUUACACACAAUGACAGGGUGUGGCGCACACAUGCUGCUGCAAUGCUUGUACAUGAUAUAUUGCUCCAGCUCAUCUGUGCACCAAAUGUAUACUGUACAUUUAUAGUAUCUCACCUAAAGUGGCAUCUUCUAGUCGUUGUGGUCAGAACACAGGUUAACAUGGGAAUUGAACGACAGAAAGGCUGUUUUAGACCCAUCAGACUGUAAAAGCUCAUUUAAGCUGCCUAUAUGUAUGAAAAGAGAUUUGUCCGUUUCAAACUGUGUAACUGUCAAUGCCCACAUACUUCCAUGCAUCUUUUACGUGGGCAUGGUUGUUCGGUAAUACAUCCCCUAGAGGGCAGAUCAGAGUCAAGAGUCAAGUUUCAGACAACAAUAAACAUGAUGACGGUGGAGGAGGUUGAGAUAAUGUACCUUUUAAGAAAGAGGCAAAAGGGGAUGUUUGUCCCUGUGCCAGUGCGAAGUAACAUCAUAUAGACGCCUGUAGUUACUUUCCAACUUGCAAACUCUCCUUAAAAAGUGCCACCAUUGUUAAAAUGUCUUCCUUGUCAUAUUUUAGCUAUUGGCUACUUGGCCCCCCAACAAUUUCCGCUGGUGCUGCUCAGUUUCGUCUGCAUCCUGAAGACAGAUAUGAUUGAAAUGAGCGUAGAGACGGUUCUGGUUUCUGUACACGUAUCUAACAUUGAGCAGAAAUGAGCCUUUAGCUAUUCUGUGAUCGUACUUGGCAGUGAAAUGUGUAGGGCAAAGAGACCUCCCCCUGCAGUAAUCAGUAAGGUACCACGAAAAAAAGUGUGAAAAUACUUAUGCUGCAGCCCCCCCUCCUUUUUUUUCUGCCUACCUCCUCUUUCAUUCUUUGCAUUCUUGUUUCUCAUUUCUCUGCCUCUCAAUUGCAUUUCUGCCAGGAUUAAAUAUCUUGCUGGAAUCUCUGUCACUUAUCCACGGUGGCUCAUUGUGUGGAGCCCUAACCCUGACCCGAUGUUUGACUUUCAUCUUCUGCUUUUCUAAUUUUUUCUUUCAUUCUCGGUUGAUCCUUCUCUGAGAAAGCAGAAAUGCCCUAAACAGAGAUUACAUUUUGGAACUUUCUCUGCUUUCGAAGUAGUUAAGCACUGGUGCAAGGGUGAUGGGUCAGAUUCUCUCUUAAUGCAUCCAUCCUCUUACUAUCUAUACAGUGUAUACACUGUAUAGAAUUGUAUAAAAGCAUUUACUUUAUGGAAUCCACUAUAAUCCAAAUUACUUUUCACAUAUCUUAUUCAGGUAUAUCGGUAUAGUAACACCAGUAUAAUCAUUCUUCCUUAAGAAGUACUUAUUUUUUGUGGAGCCAAAAGUACCACAUUGGUGUACUCCACAUCAAAGGACUUUAUCUGUAGGGACCCUUUUAAUUCUGCUCAGUCUGAUGAACAGUGUCAACAGAACGAGGGUUGCCUGGCCUGGAGCCAAGCAAGAGACUGGCAUUGGUUGCUUUUGGAUUUUCAGUUUCAGUAUGAGCUAACAGGAUGUUUCAAAACACCAAAGUGAGAUAUUAGGGAGGACUUAACUUUUUGUGUCUUUCAGUACUGAAGGGUCUCGAGGUAAUGGAUCUUUGCUGGUUCUGCGAUAUCAGUUUAAAAUCCAGGUAGUUGAAUUCUUGAUCUAAUGAUAACUUCCUAGACAAAUUCAGCUCUUUGCAUGAAUGUCAUCUGUGAAAGGAAAAGACGUUUCUCUGCAGUGUGGUCUUACUCAUCUCGUCAGCCUCCAGAGUCUAGAGAAUUUCCUCUGUCUCUUCCACUACGUGCAGCAUCACCCCAACCACAGCACCAAAGAUGCCCUGAAGUUCUGCUCAGAUAUGAGUGGGGCCAGUAACACUCUGGCGAGGGAGUUCCUGACUGAUGUACAUCAACUAUGCAGUGCGGUGGCUCAGAGAGCAGAGGCACGGGAGGAAGACGAGGAGGAGAGUCACAUGGUGGCACUGGGGGAGUACCUGGUCAGGGGACGUGGCUUCCUGCUGCUCAGCACCCUUGACUCAAUUAUUGACCAGGAGCUGACCUGUCGAGAGGAGCUGCUCACUUUGCUGCUGUCUCUUCUGCCGCUGGUCUGGAAGAUCCCUGUUCAGGAGGAAAAGGCCCCAGAUUUCACGCUGCCGUCCCUACUGGAGGUAUUCCUCGGCCGGGAGGUGAAGGCCGUCCCUCUCAAGGCAGGACAGAAGGCUGCGACAGAUGAGCAGAACUCUGGGAAGAGGUCCCGCGUUGGCAGCGGAACCUGGAAGUCAAGGAGGUCGCACCGAGCAGCACAGAGGUACUCUGUAAAGGAUGCUCGUAAGUCCCAGGUUUCUACCUCAGAUUCAGAAGCGAACUCUGAAGACAAAGCAGGUGCAGGUGGUGCGAGGAGUCGAAGAUCACACAGUUCCACGAUCAGGUUAAGCUGUCAGCAUCAUCGUUCGGAGGCCUCGCAGUUCGCAUCCACUACCAGCACCACCACAGAAAUCAUGAGUGCACCAUACCCACAUCCCCGACCGCCUGGGUCCCAGACAGUGGACACUGAAACCCUGACAGACCCAGCUGCAAUAUCAAUAUUUAACCGCAUGGAAAACUCACCGUUUGAUCUCUGUCAUGUGUUGCUUUCCUUGUUGGAGAAGGUGUGUAAGUUUGACAUGAACAUCAACCACAACCCUGGCCUGGCGGUCAGUGUUGUUCCGACUCUCACUGAGAUCCUUACUGAGUUUGGCGACUGUGGUCCAGGAGGUGGCAGUGGAACCGGGGCGGAGGAGCUUGCUGGAGGCUGGACCGAAGAGCCCAUUGCCUUGGUCCAGAGGAUGCUACUACGCACCAUCUUGCACCUGAUGUCAGUUGAUGUGAGUCAGAGUGAAACCCUUCCAGACAGCCUGAGACGCAGCCUGACAGACCUGCUACGAGCCACCCUCAAAAUCCGAAGCUGCUUGGACAGACAGACCAACCCCUUUGCACCUAGGCCCAAGAAAACCUUGCAGGAGGUCCAGGAUGACUUUUCAUUCUCCCGCUAUCGUCACAGGGCUUUACUGCUGCCAGAGCUUCUAGAGGGAGUACUGCAAGUGCUGCUGGGUUGCCUGCAGGCUUCCACACCCAACCCCUUCUUCUUUAGCCAGGCACUGGAGCUUAUCCAUGAAUUUGUCCAGCGCCGGGGACUAGAGCUGUUUGAGGCCACCGUGUUGCGGCUGGAGGGGCUUGGCAGGGCGAGGGAUUCUGAAGUAGGAGGUGAGGCUUCUGAGAGGCUAAAAGGUCUGAUUGCAGGGGUCUUCAAGAUCAUAAGUGCCAUCAAGAAGGCAAAGUCAGAGCAGCUGCAUCAGUCUGUGUGUGCCCGACGCCGCCAUCGUCGCUGUGAAUAUUCACACUUCCUACACCACCACAGAGACCUGUCAGGUUUGCCCGUCUCUGCUUUCAAGCAGGCAGCUAGACGCAACCCCUUUGAAGAGGAUAUAGAUGGCAAGGAAGAGAUGGAGGGGGACGCAGUGCGCUACCCUGAGCGGUGCUGCUGCUUGGCUGCCUGUGCUCACCAAUGUUUGCGGCUCUUGCAGCGCCUCUCCCCUAGUGGACCAGCUGUACUUCAGGUGCUUGCUGGGGUGCAGGCUGUUGGAAUAUGCUGCUGUAUGGACCCCCGCUCAGUUGUAGGACCCCUGCUGCAUGCCUUCCAAGCUCACGGUCUGCGUAGUUACCAGUCUCAUGUUCUCAGUGUGCUGAGUAGACUGAUCCUAGACCAGCUUGGCGGGGGACAGCCCUCAGAGAAAGCCAAACUGGCUUCCUGUAACAUCUGCACUCUGGACAGCAGUCAGCUGCCAGGCCUGGAGGAAACGCUGCAGCAUGGGGAACCUUCAGCAGUUUCUACCAGUCUGUGCUACCGCUCCCAAGGUAUUCUGCCAAGUGGAGGGGGGGCAGAGGACAUGUUGUGGAAGUGGGACGCCCUCGAGGCCUAUCAGGAGCUAGUGUUUGGUGAUGACUGGCAGUUGAGUCAGCAGAUAGCUGGCCAUGUUUGCCACCUGACCUUGCGGGGCAAUGCUAUUGUGCAGUGGCAGCUCUACACACACAUCUUCAACCCUGUGCUUCAGAGAGGAGUGGAGCUAGCUCACCAUGCCCAACAGCUGGGAGUUUCCACUGUGUGUACUCAGGUCUGCAGCUAUCAUACGCAGUGUCUGCCUGUGGAGGUGUUGCUCAUAUACCUGCAAACGUUACCUGCCCUCCUCAAAUCAAGGGUUAUUAGAGACCUUUUCAUCAGUUGUAACGGGCUUAAUCAGGUGACAGAGCUCGUCUACCUUGACCAGACCCGCUCUUUGGCUUUGAAGGUGUUUGAGAUUCUGAUCAUUGGAAUCGGACACCAGCCGGCUUACGGGGUGCUUCAGGAGGUGGAGGGUGCUGAUACCGAUGAAACAGAGGCUGUCUUGAGCCUUGCUGAGGAACUGGGGUCCCGAGGGGCUGGAGAGGGCCCGCAGAGCCUAAGCAAGUUCUACGAAGGCUUAAAGGAGGCAUAUCCACGUCACAAAAGUCGGAGCGGGCAAGGUCGUGGACCAGGCCGCAGCCGAGCAGAGACGCACCUCCACGUUAUCAACCUCUUCCUGUGUGUGGCCUUCCUCUGUGUCAGCAAAGAGGCUGAUUCUGACCGGGACUCGGCUAAUGACUCUGAGGACACCUCAGGUUAUGAUAGUACAGCCAGCGAACCUCUUGGCGGGAGGCUGCCUUACCUGUCCCCAGAUAGUGUAGCUCUGCCCUCCAAAGAGCAGGUGCGACGUGCAGCAGAUGUCUGGUCAGUGUGUCGGUGGAUCUACCUGGCCAGUCCCUUGUUCCAGAGGCAGUUCUUCAGGCUAGGUGGACUGGAUGUCUGCCUGCGUCUAAUGGCCAUGGUUAUCCAAAAACUUUCCUGUAAGACCAAGGAUGGGAAAGCGAAGAAGAAGAGGGAGGGCAAGGGCAAAGGCAGCCCUGAGUCCACUGUGCCGGUCACACUGGAGGAGACUACAUAUGAUUCAGCCGACACCCUCUGCCCUGGUCAGGGUGAGGGAAAGACCAAAGAUCCUGCAAAGAAAUUUGAGGAGGAGUGGCAGCUUCAAAGUAUUCGUCUGCUUGAGGCUCUGCUGGCUAUCUGUCUGCACAGCUCUAACUCAGCCCUGCAGAGGAUAGAGCCGGAACUUUCUUAUCAGCUCCAGUCAGUGGAAGAAACCCUGUUUGAGGUGAGAGACCAGCUCUCUCGCUCAGGGGUGGUGAACUCUGACCUUGCUGUACCUCUGUUUGACUCUCUCCUGAGAGUGGCUUUGGCUGAGGUGUCAUCCUGUCCUGAUCCCCCUGAGGAAAAGCCAGACAGGGUGAGUCCUGCCUCGGGAAAACCUAAGCUCCAGGUGUUGGCGGAGGGGGCAGCUCCAGCAGACGAUCUCUCCGAGGAGGUGGACGAGGUGCAGAGCUGCGGCGUUAAGCCCCCAGGGGAGGAGGAGGGCUACGACGCCGACAGCGAAAGUAACCCUGAGGACAUGGCCAAGCAGGAAGAGGGAGUCAAGUUGGAGCCCAGCGGGCUGCGGGAGUUUGCAGCGGUGGUGGACGGGCCCGGGCGUGGUGUUCUGCUCUUCCCCGAGAUCUGUAAAAUGGAGCUGCAGCUUCUCGCAACUGGGUCCCCCGACUUGGAGGUUCUGAGUCAUGUGUUUCACAGCUUGCUGGAUGCAGUACACGCCGACCACCGCAAUGCUGCCUUACUCUAUGAUCAGGGAGGAGUCAAAACCAUUCUCUCUGGCUUUCACAACAUCCUCAGCCAAACCGAUCCCUCCUUCACAGAUUGCCAGACUGUGCUAGUGGAGCUGCUGGUUGCCAUGGUGAGCCAGCGAAUCACAGCGGAGGAACUGGCCCUAUUGAUUCGCCUCUUCCUGGAGAAGACCCCACCUACUGAGAUUUUACUGAAGGGCAUCCUGCAAGUUGUUGAAGCCAAUGUGAAUAUGGAACCUCUCCACUUCCUGACCUUUCCAAUAAUCCUUGGGGCUUCGACACAAGGAGGGGUGUCCCCCAGCUCCAGACAGAACGGUGCUGCUGGUGGCAAAAGUGUUGGUUUGCUCUGGAAGGGGAAACUCUCUCCUGGGCGCAGAGAGGGGGAUGCCGAAUACGGACCGAGCCAUGUCCGUUCCUCUCCCUGGCACAUCGCUCCUCUCCACUUGCCCUUAGUAGGGCAGAACUGCUGGCCCCACAUGGCCAGUGGUUUCAGCGCCUCUAUGUGGCUGUGGGUAGCAGAGCAGGAGGAGAAGGAAAGGGACAAAGACAAGGGUGAGACACACACACUUUACCAAGAAGCUUGUUUGCCUGAUGACCAUAAAAUUGAACUAGUUUUGAGAUUCCUCUCUCAUUGUUUUCCAGAAGAGAGUAACCCUCCUGCAGCUGAGUCGCUCCUGGGCUGCUCUCAGGCUGGGACAGGAUUAGUAGAAGAAGGCCUCAUUCAUAUUCUGUCCAUGGGCUCUAAGGCACUGAUGCUUCAAGUGUGGGCUGACUUCUCCACAGGCUCUCUAACAUUCAGAAUUUGUAUAGACCCAAAUGAUGAGAUAAAAGCUGGGCUACUGGCGCAGGCAGACUCUGCUGAGGGGUUGCUCAGGCCAGGCCAGUGGCAGCACCUCGGCCUCACGUACACCCAGCAGCCCGAGGGCAAGAAGAACAUCCAUGGCCGAGUGGUUGUUUGGGUGUGUGGCAUCAGGAAUUGUGAGGUUUCUUUGGACUACACGCUACCUAGAAAGUCAAGUUUAUCGUCUGACAGCAACAAAACUUUCUGCAUGUUGGGCCACUGUGCGCCGUUCUGUGAAGAGCUGUUGAAGCAGGGUGGACGCUGGAGAAUGGGCACUGUGCUUCUCUUCAACGGGUCUAGAAUUGGAUCUGAGGAAGCCUUCUACCUGUACACCCGUGGGCCCGACCUUACCUCGAUCAUGCCCUGCAAAUACGGCAAGCCCAGUGGGUCAUUCUCCAAGUUUGUCACUAAGGAAGGGCUAAAGUGUGACCAUGUGCGAGAGAUCCUAAUGAAGAACAAGGAUGUGGACACAACAGCUUUGGUGGAGAGCUUGGCAGUGGUGUAUGCCCCCGGCAGCCCCAGCGUCUAUACUAUCUACGAGCCUGUAAUCAGACUGAAGGGUCAGGCCAAGACAGUGGUCACCCAGCGACCCUUCAGCUCCAAAGAGGUGCAUAGUGUUUCCCUGGAGCCCAACACUCUCAGGGCUCUGCUCCCCACCGAAACUAAAGGCCUGCAGAGCGUCCUACAUUGGAUCGGAGGAACGGGAAAUUUCGUCUUCCUCUUUGCACAGACUGUGGAGCUGUGUGACUGUGAGAAGACCCAGGCUCUGGCCCUGCAGGUGCUGCUGUCUCUGUCCAAGUUCAACCAACACCGUAUCCACGAAAUGGACUGUUACCAUGGUUACUCUAUGAUCCACCAGGUCCUCAUAAAGUCGAAAUGCAUCGUGGGAUAUCAUAUGCUGAAAACGCUGCUGGAUGGGUGUUGCAGUGGACCCAUUCUCAUCCUGGGGGAUGAUGGGCAGUUUCGUUUGGACACCGAGUCCAUCGCUGUGGUGCAGGACAUCCGGCUUCUCUCAGAUGUCCUGUUGGACUGGAAGAUCUGGGCCAAGGCCGAGUGCGGAGUGUGGGAAACGCUGCUCGCUGCCUUAGAGAUCCUCAUCAGGGUCCACCACCCUGAUCAGGUUUUCAACAUCCGUCAGUUUCUGAAGGCUGAAGUUGUGCAUCGCUUCCUGCUCACCUGCCAGGUGCUACAGGAGCACCGGGACGAGCAUCUGACUGCCAUCCCACAGGAAGUCUGUUUGUCAUUCGUCAAAAUCAUCCAGGAAGUGCUCGGGUCACCUCCAGAUAUGGACCUGCUCAAACUGAUCUACAACUUCCUGCUGGCUGUUCACCCCCCAACCAACACUUAUGUCAGCCACACUCCAUCCAGCUUCUACUUCUCACUGCACAUGGAUGGGAAGCUGUACCAGGAGAAGGUGCAGUCCAUUAUGUACCUGAGACGCUCCAACAGCGGAGGGAAGUCUGCCAGCAGCUCUGUAGUGUCACUCUCCCCGACCGUCUUCACUGACGCUCAUGGCGAAGGCCCUUCCCCUGAACAUGGAGGUGAUGAUCUGUCGUUACGCCCACCCAGUCUGGCGCCAUCUCCAUACUCCUCCCCGCUGCUGACACCUCGACUCGGACACGCUAGCUCAAAUGAGGCCAGCGAAGGUGACAGGGUCUCUCUUGCCACUCAGCAGGCUCGGGGCAGCACAGAAACGCUCAAGAAGGGCGGAGGUUGUGACGAGCAGCUCCUGAGCAGCUGUGAAUCAGCCAAGACAAUCUGCGACUCUAAGGACUCAGGUGAGGGGGGAGCCCUGCGCACGCCCUCCAUCAGCGUGGAGGAGGAGCGGGACGAGGCGGCAGAUGUGGACAGCCUGGCAGAGGGAAGCGUGGGGGUGGCAGAGUCUGAGGACAGGUUUGACUGGGCCAGUGACGAGACACCGCGGCGUCCUGACAGUCUGAAAGGGAUUCAGUCCUUCCAGAGGAGCCACAGCAACCUGGCUAGUCUGGGCCUGGCCUUUCCAGCUCCUAACGGUUCGUUGGCUGUUGGCCGAUGGCCCAGUGCAGCUGACCGAGGCUCCAUGCCUGAAGACUGGGAGAGUUACACUUACUCUCCUGGCUAUGAGAGGGCCCAGAGCAAGACAGAGUCCAAUGACAGGUCCAGUACUGAGGACUGCCUGGUGCUGAUCUGCUGCGGACUCUAUGAUCUUCUGAGGGGCGUCUUGCUGCUGUUGCCUGAUCUCAUGCUCGAGGAGGUGAUGGACAAACUCAUCCAGCCAGAGGCUCUCAUCGUUCUGGUCAACCACUCGUCACCGCUCAUACAGCAAGGAGUCAUGAAGCUGUUGGAUGCCUACUUCAGCCGUGCUCUCAAGGAGCAGAAGGAGAAAUUUCUGAAGAACCAUGGUUUCUCACUGCUGGCCAACCAGCUGUACAUCCACCAGGGCAGCCAGGGGCUUCUUGAAUGCUUCCUGGAGAUGCUAUUUGGACGGCCUGUGGGCCUGGAAGAAGAUUUGGACCUGGAGGAAAUGGAAAAUAUCUCUCCUUUCAGAAAGCGCUGCAUAAUCCCCGUCUUGGGCCUUAUUGAGAACUCUUUGUAUGAGAACUCCCUGGUGCACAACAUCUUGUGUAUGCUGCUGCAGCUUCUCAACGCCUGCCCUAAGCUGGCUGACAUCCUGCUCGACCAUGGGCUGCUCUACGUGCUCUUUAACACCCUCUCCACCCUCAAUGGCAUGGAGAAUAGUAUUCCCCUGAAUGACUACAAGCUCUUGGUGUGUGACAUCCAGCAGCUGUUAGUGGCUGUGACAAUCCACUCCUGCAGCUCCUCAGGGUCCCAGUACUUCCGCAUCAUCGAAGACCUCAUUACCUUGUUGGGUUUCAUGCAAACCAGCAAGAUGCGUCGCACGCAGGAGAUGGCCGUAGCGUUGCAGUUCCGCGUCCUUCAGUCUGCUAUCGAGUUUAUUAAGACGACAGCCAAUCAGGAACCUCAGAAGCUGAGCAGCUCAGUUAAUUCAUCGAGCUCUCCACAUCAUGCCAUCCAUCAGAAGCGCAAGAGCAUUGCAGGUUCCAUUGCCAUGAAAGACUCCAUUAUCCCCCGCAUCCCCAGACAGCACUACUGCUCCUAUGGCCAGAUUCCCCUGUCCCCUCCCUUCAGCUUCCUGUCCCAGGACUCCCCCCUCAACUCCCCCUCAGGAGCUCCAUCCUACAUGCUCCACUGUGACGCAGGCCGUCGUCGGUUCUCUCUGGCGCAGACUGACUCCCUCCUGAUGCGGAUGCGCUCAGUAGCCAGCGAUGAGCUCAACCAGAUGAUGCAGAGGAGAAUGAGCCAGGAAAACCCCAUUCGUGCUAGCGAGACAGAGUUCGUCCAACGGCUGCAGAGGCUUGUUGUUCUUGCUGUGAACAGACUCAUUUACCAUGAUGUGAGUCAGGACUUGUUUGACCUCCUGAAUAUCCCAGACUCCCCAGACCAACAGCUUUUCACACCAGAUCCAGGUGAUCAACUACAUGACGAGAGUGGCUCCGCCUCCCUCCCGCACUCUCCGACUCCCUUCAUCCUGCCGCUGGCCAGCAAGAAGAGCUUUCAGAAAGACAUCCUCAAGCUCAUGAUGGAUGGGAUUAAAAUCAGCCUGGGCAGCACGGGUCGGGGAGGAGCCCCACAUCAGCAGUGGCGAAGGAUCCUUUGGUCGUGCCGGGACACCUUUCGGGUCCAAAUUGGUCGCCUGCUGGUGCACACACUCAGCCCCGCACUUCCCCUGUGUGACAGGAAGGAGACGCUGGAGUUUGUGUUUGAUCCCAGACAUUUGGAUAUCCUCAAGGAGAGUCUCAGCCCGGGUCUAGAGCACGGACCAAAGUUGUCGCUGUACCUGUACGAGAUGCUGCACGAUCACAAGGACAGCCUCACCAAAGAUGAGCAGCAUGCCGUGGGUGUGUUCAUGACCUCGCUCAAGCUUUGUGGCCAUCGAUGCAUCCCACCCAAUGCUCCACACAAACAAGACUUGCUCAGGGCCAUAAAAGAAGAAAAAAUCAAGUAUGAAACCGAAGAGAAAACAAGCAAAGUGGCGUGGGAAAAGAAGAUGGCAAACACUCAGAGGAAUCUUAUCCAGAGGCUUGAUGGAAAGUCCAAGGACAUUUCCAAGAUUGCAGCUGAUAUCACUCAGAAUGUGUCUCUGCGGCAAGGCAUGGAGAGGAAGAAAGUCAUCCAGCACAUCAGGGGACUCUACAAGACGGACCUCAGCGCCAGCCGCCACUGGCAGGAGCUGGUGCAACAACUCACUCAUGACCGAGCGGUGUGGUACGACCAGACAUCCUACCCAACAUCCUGGCAGUUGGACCCCACUGAGGGGCCGAACCGGGAGCGACGACGGCUACAGAGAUGCUACCUUACCAUCCCCAACAAAUAUCUGCUCAAAGACAGACGCAAACCUGAAGACACUAUGACGCCACCGCUUUCCUUCCUGUUUGAGGAUAAGACUCACUCCUCCUUCUCCUCCACUGUCAAAGACAAAGCCACCAGCGAGCCCAUCAGGUUCACCAGACGGUGCAUCAGCGUCGCCCCCUCCAGAGAGACAGCAGGGGAGCUACUUCUGGGAAAGUCUGGGAUGUACUUUGUGGAGGACAAUGCCGCGGAUGCUCAUGACAACCAGAGUCUUCACGGGGAGACGGAGGCACCUUCUUUUUCCUGGACAUAUGAGGAGAUCAAAGAGGUGCACAAGCGCUGGUGGCAGCUGAGAGACAACGCUGUGGAGAUAUUCCUCACUAAUGGCAGGACCCUGCUGAUAGCCUUCGACACCACCAAGUUCCGUGACGACGUCUACCACAACAUCCUGACCUCUGAUCUGCCCAACCUGCUGGAGCACGGAAACAUCACGGCCCUCACGCAGCUGUGGGGCUCUGGUCAGAUCUCUAACUUCGAGUACCUCACACAUCUGAACAAGCACGCGGGGCGCUCCUUCAAUGACCUCAUGCAGUACCCUGUGUUCCCCUUUAUCCUGCGAGAUUACACCAGUGAGACACUCGACCUGCAGGACCCAAACAUCUACAGGAAUUUGAACAAACCCAUUGCAGUCCAGUCAAAAGAAAAAGAGGAUCGUUACGUGGACAACUACAAGUACCUGGAGGAGGAGUACAAGAAGGGUGUACGUGAGGAUGACCCCAUGCCUCCUGUUCAGCCGUACCACUACGGCUCUCACUACUCCAACAGCGGCACUGUUCUGCACUUCCUGGUCCGAAUGCCACCGUUUACCAAGAUGUUCCUCGCGUACCAGGACCAGAGCUUUGAUAUCCCGGACCGAACGUUCCACUCCAUGAACACCACGUGGAGACUGUCUUCCUUCGAGUCCAUGACUGACGUAAAAGAGCUCAUCCCAGAGUUUUUCUACCUCCCAGAAUUCCUGGUCAACAGAGAGGGUUUUGAUUUUGGGGUACGUCAGAACGGCGAGAGGGUGAAUCACGUGAAUUUGCCGCCCUGGGCUCGCAACGAUCCGCGUCUGUUCAUCCUGAUCCACCGACAGGCGCUAGAGUCCGAGCAGGUCUCCCAGACGCUGUGCCAGUGGAUCGACCUGGUGUUCGGGCUCAAGCAGAAAGGCAAAGCUGCAGUCCAGGCCAUCAAUGUCUUCCACCCUGCUACGUAUUUUGGCAUGGACGUGUCAUCUGUAGAAGACCCAGUGCAGCGCCGGGCCCUGGAGACGAUGAUCAAGACGUAUGGACAGACACCCAGGCAGCUCUUCAGCGCCUCUCAUAUGAGCAGGGCCAGCACCAAACUCAUGAUGGAGGGGGAGCUGCCAGCCGCCAUGGGACUCCUGGUUCAGCUGGCCUUCAGAGAAACCAGAGAACAGGCCAAGGAAAUAUCUUGCCCGAGCCCUCUGCCGUGGAUCAAAGGUCUGAAGUGGGGUGAGUACGUGGGCUCGCCCUCGGCUCCAGACCCAGUGGUGUGCUUCAGUCAGCCGCACGGGGAGAGGUUCGGAUCCCUGCUGGCGCUGCCGACGCGAGCCAUCUGCGGGCUCUCUUGCAAGUUCUGCCUCAUGAUGAUUUACAGCAAGGAGCAAGGUGUUCGGAGCAUGCACAGCACAGACAUCCAGUGGUCAGCCAUUUUGAGUUGGGGCUACGCAGACAACAUAUUGAGGCUGAAGAGCAAACAGAGUGAACCACCUAUCAACUUUAUACAGUGUUCACAACUUCACCAGGUGACCAGCUGUGCCUGGGUGCCCGAUGGCUGCCAGCUAUUUACAGGUAGCAAGUGUGGAGUCAUCACCGCCUACAGCAACCGCUUCACCAGCACCACGCCAUCAGAGAUGGAGGUGGAAUCUCAGGUUCACCUGUACGGACACACAGGGGAGGUCACCGGCCUGUUUGUCUGCAAACCGUACAGCAUCCUCAUCAGUGUCAGCGAAGACGGCACCUGCAUCCUUUGGGACCUCAACAGACUUUGCUAUGUACAAAGCCUCACAGGCCACAAAAGCCCGGUGACUGCCGUCUCCGCCAGCGAGACCACAGGUGACAUUGCAACAGUUUGUGACUCAGUUGGCGGAGGCAGCGACCUGCGUCUGUGGACGGUGAAUGGCGACCUGAUUGGUCACGUCCACUGCAGAGAGAUCAUCUGCUCCGUGGCCUUCUCCAACCAGCCGGAGGGUGUGUCUGUGAACGUCAUCGCCGGCGGGCUGGAGAAUGGUGUCGUCAGGUUGUGGAGCACCUGGGAUUUAAAACCAGUGAGAGAGAUCACCUUUCCCAAAUCAAGCAAACCCAUCAUCAGCCUGACGUACUCGUGUGACGGACACCACCUCUACACAGCCAACAACGAGGGGACGGUGAUGGCGUGGUGUCGACGGGACCAGCAGCGCAUGAAGCUGCCCAUGUUCUACUCCUUCCUGAGCAGCUACGCCGCAGGCUGAUGGUGUGUCUGAUGUUUACCCCAGUCCAGUUCGCAGCAAGAGAGGCACCCUCCUCCUCCUCCUCCUUCUCCUCCUUUCCUCCUUCUCCCUCUCCUCCUCCUCGGGGGAGGACUUGUCAGCAUGGCAUCAAGCUCCCUGAUUCCUCCUUGACUUUGAACUAAAGCCAUCCCCAGCUGAGCAAACUCUUCUCCCAGCAUCAAGAAAUGAUUAUAUAAAAUAGUAUUAUAUGUAUAUAAAUAUAUAUUUAUAAACAUACUGAAGUUGAAUGUUUUGGGGGGUUGAUGAACAUUGGUCUGAGGCUGCAACAGACACAUGAAAUGCAUUUCUGAGCGUAUGUUUGGUUUGUUGAGUCUUCUCAUUCUUUUGUUUCUGACUGUUGAGAUUUUGUUGUGUAAAGUUCCUUGUGUGAUUUUCUUGGUAAGCUGCUAUCGUCUGGCCAAAGCCAGACCCAAAGUGUGAAGACCCCCGGUCUCUCAUUUCUUCGCCGCUCCGAUCUCCCGCAGCGCCUCGUCUGACAGUUUCCCGGGGACACUGCAGCAGUCUGGAGGGAGGCAGGGAGCCAAUCCUCGCGUCUGUCACCGGGACACGACCCGCUCUGUGGGAGUGAGACGCCACUCUGAUGGGCUGUCCGCUCCACUCAAGGCUGAGCUGUAGUGUCACGGCCCCACAUCGCUGUGUAUCUGAGCUCAGUGGACGGAUGUGGGGGGAUGAAUUGUACCUUGUGUUGGAUGUACUGUCCUUCUGCAUGCUGGGAUGACGCUGACCUUGACUGCGUGACAUUUGCUGUCAUGAUACUUUGUUAUUAAUGCCUGUCUCAGCUGAACUGUCCUUCUGCAUUGACAACUAUUGAUAUUCAUUUAUUUUUUAAGAAUCACCAUGGAGGCUCAUCUUUCCUUCUUUGCUUGCCUCAUGUUUUACUGUCUGCUGCUCAAAUGCACUAAAACCUUUCACUACUUCAUUGAGCUCGCGGAGAUUCUGAGAGAACGAUUAACAAACAUUAGCAGAGAGGAAUGUCCUGAACGUGCCCUCGUACUCACUGAUGCUUGCUACCUGUGCAGGUAUUGAAGAAAGUUUGUAGCAGAUGGGAGGCUGGGACGGGAGUUUCUGACACUGAUGAGGUUUACAGCUUAUUUCAGAUUCUUAUACACUACAUUGAUCAGUGUGAGAACCAAUCGACCAAACAUUUCUUUGGAUCCAUGCAGCUAUUCUUUACAUUCCCACUCAACUUCCCGCACUUUCAGUUUGUCAGACAUUAUGUGUCAGAUGGUAGUCGCAGCACUUUUAUUUUGAAAACUACCAUGUAAUUCAAGGAGAGCCAAUGACCUGUGGUCUUAAUAUGAACUGAGCUUGUGUUAUAUUCCACUAAUAAAUCCAGGAAGCAAUAUCAGACAUAAACAUGCAAUAGGUCAUUUUUGUUAAUGAAGUUUCAUAGGAGGAAAAGCCAGAGGUUUGUUCCGUGGCUGUUAAACGACUUGUUUUGCCUUUGUGGUGACUGCAGUGAGCCUUCUGUUGAGAACUCGCGUCUUACUUUUCACUCGUGUGUUGGAGAAAGGGAAUAUUUCUUAAUCGGGUCCUUACGUCAUUCCUUUUGUUGUUUUGAUGUUUUUUCCUCUGCUCACUCAAACUUUCUGUGUUACUGCAACAAGACGUUAACGCGUUUGUUUACUUUGUUUUCAUGCACGUGUACAUUCAUUUCCUCCGUGUCAUUUUUAAAAGUAUUUGUCCAUGAGAACCACAACCUUAUUUUUUUUUUCUCUUUAACAUCCAUGUGUGAGAAUAUGAUAUAUUUGUUUUUUGAGAAAAUGGCAAAAAAUCUGAGAGGAAACUUGCUAAAUGUUUUUUGUGCAUUCCGACAGAAGGAAAUAUUUUUCAGUUGAUAACUUAAGCUAUGCAUAAUUUAAGAUCAUUGUCUCAGUUUUGCUUAUAUAUUGUGUUGUGUGAUCGACCUCUUUGGGCUGGUUGUGCAAGUUUGUGAACCGAGGUUAAGAAAGAUCCUAUUUUAUGUUUUGUUUGUUUGUAAAUAUGUAUGUGUGUGUAUGAACAAACCAAGUGAUGACUAUAUUAUAAAUAUAUAAAUAUAUAUAUAAAUAUUUGAAGGAAUAAUACUACA